AUGAGUGUUUUUACUGUAAAUUCGCUAAAUUUACCAUCCCAAUCGCUGGAUUAUAAAGUUAUGGCGCAAAAUUAUCGCCACUUGCAAAAUCUUCCUGUGAAAAGUUAUAGUAAUGCUGUGCCAAUGUUGUUAAUUGGAUUGAAUCAUUUCGACCUAGGAAUUCAUAAUAAAGUCCGUGAGGGAUCCCCGUAUGAGCCCGUUGCUAUUGGCUACCUAGAUGUCGUUAUACCACCCGAUUUUGUUACAGAAGAUACAUCAUCUGAUGUCAUUGUACCCGAGGGAAGUGCAGUUCGGCUGACAUGUAGAGCUCGUGGUUAUCCCGAACCCAUUGUAACUUGGCGCCGUGAAGAUGGAAAUGAAAUAGUUCUCAAAGACAGUGUGGGCACUAAAACUUUAGUGUCCUCUUAUCGGGGUGAAGUAUUAAAGCUGGCAAAAAUUUCUCGCAAUGAAAUGGGUUCAUAUCUCUGCAUAGCAUCAAAUGGUGUACCACCAUCGGUUUCCAAAAGGAUAUCACUGAGUAUACACU
Molecule: messenger RNA, 526 nt
Organism: Musca vetustissima
Lineage: Eukaryota; Metazoa; Arthropoda; Insecta; Diptera; Muscidae
Product: lachesin-like
Exons: 4
Cellular component (GO): neuron projection
Source: RefSeq, a predicted model, not a curated record